AUGGACCACCUGUACAACACAUCAUCUUUUUUAGUGCUAAAUCGCUUUAACCUACCACCUGAAACUGUCUUUCCUUCAUUUCUUUUCGCAACUCUCAGCUACAUGAUCAUUCUUUUCUGCAACUCUGUUCUAAUCCUCACCAUUGUACUGAACAAAUCUCUGCAUCAGCCCAUGUAUCUAAUUCUGCUGAACCUUCCUAUCAAUGACCUUAUAGGCGCCUCAUCACUCUUCCUUCAGGUCAUUCAUGAAAUACUGACAAACAGCAGGACAAUGCACCACUCAGCCUGUGUUGCCCAAGCUUUUUUUAUCCACAUCUAUGCAGCAGGUACAGUGUUCAUUCUGAGUGCUAUGGCAUAUGAUAGAUACAUUGCCAUCUGUUGUCCUUUGAAAUACAACACGAUUAUGACUAAUGCUCACAUCAUGAAAAUAAUAACAGUUGUGUGGAUGAGUAGUUUAGUUAUAAUAGCUGUGCUUUUUGUUCUGCUGUUGCGUUUACCCCGCUGUCAAUCGGAAUUGACGCAUCUCUACUGUGAUAAUCCAACUUUGCUGUCUCUGGUCUGUGACAGUGUCGACACAAGUAUCAAUAACAUUUAUGGGCUUUUGUUAGUUGCUCUUACACAAGUGAUGGCCAAUGGGAUCGUUUUGUAUACAUAUCUCCAGAUCCUUGUUGCAUGCUUCAGGUCAAAACGAUCAGACACAAAAGCCAAAGCUCUGCAGACAUGUGCUACACAUCUAAUAGUUUUUCUACUGUUGGAGUGUCUGGGACUUUUCACCAUCAUAUCAUACAGAAUAAAGAACAUUUCACCACAUUUAAGGAAAUUCAUAGGGGUGACAACAUUAGUUUUCCCCCCAACAUUGAAUCCAAUCAUCUAUGGACUGAAAACAAAAGAAAUACAAGAAAAAAUAGUGUACUUUUUUAAGAAUAAAAUCUUUCCAUCUUAA
Molecule: messenger RNA, 942 nt
Organism: Morone saxatilis (striped sea-bass)
Lineage: Eukaryota; Metazoa; Chordata; Actinopteri; Moronidae
Product: olfactory receptor 52B2-like
Exons: 1
Coding region: 1-942 (313 amino acids)
Biological process (GO): G protein-coupled receptor signaling pathway
Cellular component (GO): membrane
Molecular function (GO): G protein-coupled receptor activity; olfactory receptor activity
Source: RefSeq, a predicted model, not a curated record